CUUCUAUUCACUGUAAAAAGGCAAACCCCAAUCGGCUCAUCAUUCUUCCCUCAAAGCUUAGAGAUCUAUGAUGGCUCCCUCAUGGUGUUACACUUUCGCCUUUGUCUUCUUUACCUUCCUUCAUUUUCGCCCAACCCCUGCUCAAGGCGAUGGUGGGAAACUCAUCUUUGAAGACGGCUACACAGUCACCACAGUUCUUGACGGCGACAAGACAAACCUGAAAGUGAACCCUCAUUCCAUCCAUCAACGCUCAGAUAACUUCAUCCUUCUCGACUCCGUUGCCAGCACUUUCUAUACAGUAUUAAUCCCCUCAUCCUCCAACGAGACUGUGAUAAAGAAGCUGACAGGAAAUGGAGAGCCUGGGUAUCUGGAUGGUGGCUUGGACUCUGCAAGGUUUAACAAGCCAAGGAGUUUUGCGGUUGAUUACAAUGGAAAUGUGUAUCUGGCAGACCAGCGAAGUAUCAGGAAGAUCACCAGCACAGGUGUUACCACAAUUGCUGGAGGUUUUUCCCAAAAGGCUGGCCGUAAAGAUGGCCCUGGACGGGAUGCAUCAUUUUCAGAUGAUCUCGAGCUGACCUUUGUUCCCAAAAGAUGUGCUUUGAUGAUCUCUGACCAUGGUAACAGAUUAGUUCGUCAGAUAUAUUUAAAAGAAGGAGAUUGUACAAAGCAUUCUGGAUCCGGUAAGCAUUCGAGCUGUUCUUAUGAAAAACUUCGGAAAGAUUUUCUAUUACCAAGUUACUUGCUAUCUCUUGCAGUUUUGGGGACCACCUCUGCCUGGAUUUUAGGUCUCUUGCUCUCUAGCUUGCUUGGCCUAAUCGUUGGUCUCGUGAUUCGUCCAUACCUUAUUCUAUUUGAAGGUCACACAGCCCUUCAGUCCAGCUGGACAUGGACACAUUGCCCAACGAAUCUGGGGAGACAAAUUGUGAUGCUUUGUUACGGCAUCAAAAGCGCAGUUGUUAAUUCGAAAACCGUGUUUUCACUUUCUCGGCAAAUGAUCAUUUUGAGCCUCUCUCAGCUAUCUCUAAUCUUACGUCCUUGGAUGGUGAAGCCUCGUGGGACCCGUGAAAAGACUGUCUCUUUGAUGGACUUGGAUGAAUUAUCUUCUGAUUAUAGUAGUAGUAGUUUUAGUAAUAAUGUAAUGGUGUCACCAGAGGUAGAUGCUGAAUUAAAGGAUUUGCUCACUUUUGAUGGAAGGGAAAUGGUACUUACAGAUGGAUUAGAGGAGCAAGAAAAUGGAGAAAGUGUUGAUGUUUUGUUAAACAAGCACAACAAGAUAGAUGGUAUGAUAAGGGAUAAUCUCUUUAACUUUGAAGAGCAAGCGCGCAAUGUUCGCCCGUCUGUGGAGUGUGGCUCAGUGGGCUUGGUCAAGCGGAGAUGAAUUAGUGAUGUGAGGUAGUAAAUAUCUUUUGUUUCCUGAUGAACACCUUCUGAUGAGUAAUCCUUAUGUAAUGUUAAUAUGUCUGCUUCUAAACUUAUUCUUUAGCUAUCUAUUUGGUCAAUUUCUGCUUGCUUGAUGGGUAUGUUUAAAUGGAUAAACU
Messenger RNA from Striga asiatica, 1538 nucleotides. Lineage: Eukaryota; Viridiplantae; Streptophyta; Magnoliopsida; Lamiales; Orobanchaceae. The record is from the annotation of a GenBank genome assembly.